AUGGUUUACACUGAGUCGUGUGUUUUUUUUUUGUGCUGCGUUUUUUUCUGUAUUGUGCUGCCAUCGUCACAGUCGUCAACAAAGCCUAAUGUUAGUUGUGACACGUUGUUCGGCGACGAUUUAUCACCCGAGCAAUUACUUCGGUGGUUAACUGAUCCGUGUCGUUAUGAUAAAACCACGGCGCCGAAAAAAACCACCGAAAACCUGCCUAUCGUCAUAUCCACUAGGAUUCACGUUUACCAUUUGACAUCUGCUUAUACUAGAAAUACAGAUUUUAAAGUGCGUCUACUUGUGCAAUUCCGAUGGCGAGAUAUUCGACUAAGCUACGGUUACUUGACUUCGAAAGACGUGGCCGAAGUGAUCAGCCGCAGAGGUUUUCUGGGACGCAUUUGGAUACCCAACAUCUACAUAACGAACGAAAGGCAUUCGCUGACAGUUGCAGACAUUACCGACGACGUUUCGAUUACGGUUUUGCCCGACGGCUACGUUAUGUUCUCGGUCAGACUCAAGACGUCCGUGUUCUGUUGGGUGAAACUCGGUAGAUUCCCGUUCGACCAUCAGCAGUGUCAUCUGAUCAUGGAAAGCUGGAGGUACGACGUCAAACAGUUGAUCCUGGAAUGGGAAAUGGUGUCCCCGGUAACCGUGGCAAUCAGUGAUGGAGUGCCUUACCUGACCGAAUACAGGCUGCUGAAAAUAAUACCACAUGACGCUGAUUACUACAUUGAACCCACCGCCCUUAAUCCGAAUUCACCGUAUCGGUAUUCGUCGUUAACGUUGACAUUCCUGUUGGCCAGAGAGUAUGGAUUUUACAUUAUGGACUACUAUUUGCCCGGAGUGCUUCUGGUCAUACUGUCUUGGGUUUCGUUUUGGAUGGCUCCGGACGCGGUACCUCCUCGUGUGUUGCUCGGUGCGUUCGAACCACACAAUUGUUCAGAAGGGUCCAGCACUAUGCUCACGUUUUUCCAAUUGGGAGCCGAAACGGGUUCUAAUUUGCCAAACGUGUCUUACAUCCGUUCAAACGACGUCUGGUUCAUUGUGUGCACCGCGUUCAUAUUUCUCUCAUUGGCCGAAUUCGCUUUUGUCAACAUGAUUUGGCGUUACGGCCAUUAUCCGGUUAAGUUGAAAAACAAGUCAAACACACAAAUGUUGAAGUCGUCGAUCAAUCCAAACAAACUGGCGAAAAACAAACAGUCGCAUAAAUACGGUUCGGUUUUAAACAGGCGAUCAACCAAAGGCCCGACCGUGUUGGACGCAGAGCUUCCGUACACGAUGGAAAUGAAAGCGAUGGGCAAAGUCAAGUUCAAAGUGUCCGAAGAGGCCGACCGGCAGUUACACGGUGGAUUGACAACGACCGCUGAACACAUCGCCGUUUGGAUCGACGAGAAAAGCAGGAUAGCGUUUCCCGUCGCUUUUGUCCUGUUCAACGCGGUCUACUGGAGUUUUUUGUGGGUUUAAAGCAGGGGGUGGCAACAGUAGUUUUAAUGUGUUGCAAAAAGUAGAACUAAAGUCAGUCUACUAAGAUAGAAGAAAGAAAAUAAUUAUCGUUCAAUAUAUCGUGAUGAUAAGAUAUCAAUGAUAACAGUAUUUUGAAAAAAUAUUGUGUUUAAAUUCGAUAAA
Adelges cooleyi (spruce gall adelgid) is the source of this 1617-nucleotide messenger RNA. RefSeq names its product pH-sensitive chloride channel 2-like. Lineage: Eukaryota; Metazoa; Arthropoda; Insecta; Hemiptera; Adelgidae. The coding region runs from base 1 to 1455 and encodes 484 amino acids. Gene Ontology annotation, molecular function: chloride channel activity; neurotransmitter receptor activity; extracellular ligand-gated monoatomic ion channel activity. The transcript has 9 exons. Gene Ontology annotation, biological process: nervous system process; chloride transmembrane transport; signal transduction. The record is from RefSeq and is a predicted model, not a curated record. Gene Ontology annotation, cellular component: synapse; membrane; neuron projection.